AUGCAACCUGUGGAUCUAGAUCUUGAUACUGGUGCAAAUGCCAAUUUUUGGGAGCCCCAUCAAUAUUCCCGAACGGUUAAGAGGGCAGAAAAUGCCAAUAAACUCUGUUCUGAGUUCGCUCUGAUGAUUCAGGAGCGAGCAGAUAUUGAAAAGGCUUACGCCUCGAAUCUUCGCAAGUUUGCUGCCCGACUCGAAAUGUUUCUGCGAACUGGUGUGGAGUAUGGCACUGCCACCAAUAUCCUCUCUGGCCUAGCUAAAGAAGCCGAAGAUAAUGCGGAACUACAUUCCAAUAUUGCUGCUGGUCUUAUCAACCCUGUUCAAUUGGGCAUUAAAAACUGGCAAAGGGAGAACUUCCACAAAAGUUCCAUCUCCACAUCGAUCAAGGAGGUUAAAAACUUCGACUCGGAAUUUGAAAAUGCCCAGAAGACCUGGUACAAGCACUACAAAAAUGUAAACCGUUGCAAGAAGGAGUAUUUUCAUGCCUGUAAGACUGUUAGGUCGUUACAAGUUCAAGUUCAAAAUGCGAAGAACGAGCCGUUUGGAACUCCUGAACAACAGGCCCAACGUGGCAAGGAGUUGCGGAAGAUGGAGGAUAAAUUGAGAAAGGGGAUAAUGGAGGAGGAGAAGACGCGAAAAGCCUACGAGGAGGCUAUAUCCAGUCUAUCAGAUGUCACACCUCGCUACAUUGAAGAUAUGACACAGGUGUUUAACAAGGCGCAGGCGUUUGAACGUGAACGCAUCGUCUACUUCAAAGAGCAGGCCCUCCAAAUGCAGGCGGUUUUGGAUAUCUCGGCGAAACCGAACCUCUCUCAAAUCUUCGUCGAGCUGAGGGAGACUGUCGCCAAGGUGGACGCCGAUGCUGAUUUAAAGAAGUGGUCUCUUGCCUACGGUGUCGAUAUGGCUCCCAAUUUCCCCGUAUUCCAGGAAUACAGCCCCGAGAUGUCUGCGCUGGGUAAGAAGGGCAGGUCAGCCCUCGCGGAUGGCAGUAGCGGGGGCGUGACAUUGACAAGCUUGAAGACAUUCACCUCACCGGAUCGGGGUGGACCUAUCCCUGGGACCACUGACUCAGGCUCUAAUAUCUCCACCUCUCCUGUCCACACUACCAAUGGCUUCAUCGCAGAAGCCCCAUCUACCAACCUAGAUGAGCCUUCUGAAUCGCCCAAAUUGUCUGAUCCACCAACUUCUGACAUUGAUCAAGCCGAUAUCACUAAGGAGCACUUAAUUGUACCGACAACGGCGGAAAGUUGUCGCCCUGUAGAGGUGGACAAUCUAUCCAAUAUCUCGAAACGUAAGCGCAGCCCCAGUAGUGUUCAAUCCGUGGAGGAGCAGGCCGGCGAGGCGAAGAAGGCGGAAGUGGCAGAAGACGAAGCCGACACCGAGGACGAAGCAGCAUCAGCAGCCGAAGAAUCGCAGAAGCUUGUCACCAAUGACUACACCUCCUCGGUGAACGGAGCUGCGGCAGCUGUAUCGAAGGAGAAGCAGCGCGUAGAUGACACUCCACCCUACCCGGAUUUUGUGGACGAUGGCAGACCUGGUGUGCCCAUUCGUGCGCUCUACGAUUACGUGGGUGUAGAGGCGGACGAGCUCUCCUUCAAUUCGGGUGAUCUAUUCGAGAAGUUGGAAGAUGAGGAUGAGCAAGGCUGGUGCAAGGGUCGAAAGGACGGUCGCGUUGGUCUCUAUCCCGCCAACUACGUUGAGAUUGCCUCUGUCCUGGCGCGAGUUUUGACACCACCACAGCCACCAACACCUUGCGAUUGUGAUGUCCCCUCGUUCCCCCUCCUCCUCUCCCCGUCUUCAUCUCAUUUCAAUUACUCAUACUCCCUCCUCCCCUCUCCACUGCCCAUUUCUUCCAACCACAUUCUACUACACUUAGAUGCCAUUAUCACCGCCUUCACCCCCACCUAG
Molecule: messenger RNA, 1905 nt
Organism: Echinococcus granulosus
Lineage: Eukaryota; Metazoa; Platyhelminthes; Cestoda; Cyclophyllidea; Taeniidae
Product: Antigen EG13
Exons: 12
Coding region: 1-1905 (634 amino acids)
Biological process (GO): cytoskeleton organization; plasma membrane tubulation; regulation of endocytosis
Cellular component (GO): endosome; cytoplasm; plasma membrane
Molecular function (GO): protein binding; phospholipid binding
Source: RefSeq, a predicted model, not a curated record